AUGCGGUGUCCUGCAGGAGGGCUGCUGGUACUCCUGAUCAAACCAGGGGUCGUCGGCACACAUCCAAAGGUCGAGGAGGAAGACGGCGACACAGCCCUGACCACACUGGAGACAUUUUUGGAUCUGAUAAGGAACAUGGUACCACAGAACUUGAUUCAGGCCUGCUGCUACACACAGUACAAGACUCAGAAGGUCCUGGUGAAUGUGGAAUCGGAUCAUUUGAGCACGAUCCUGGACGAGGAGGAGCAACAUGUGUGCACCUCUGGCGAGAACGUUGACGGGCUGAACAUUGUGGCCGGGCUGGUCCUCAGGAGGAUGGGACAGGAGAGAGAGAACUUCCUGAUACUUGUCCAAGUGCUCAACAUGGUCACCAAAAAGAUGGUGAAAAUGAUAAUGUGAGAUCGUUUUAACGCCGUUGUGACAGUCCUGGAGUACUGCAUCGGAGUGGCUCUCGUGGCAAACCUGUCUGAGAAAGAGACCCAAGACAUGGGAGAGGAACCUGCCGCAGCAAUUUGAAAUGUUUUGACUUUAGUUCCUUUAUUUACUUGCUUUUGUUUGUUUUCUUUUGUUUUGUUUGAUGUUUGUUGUUACUUUUUUAAAUUUAAGAAGGGACAGUGCAUAUUACAGAAAAUGCCAAAAUUAGCCAUGGAGGCUAGUUUUCAUCUGUAGUCCUGACGUUUGAUCUUUGUUUGCUACAUUGGUAAAAGUUUAAAUGAUUGUAAAGAAUAAUAUUAAUAAACUUUAAAUAUAUCACCUUCCAACUAUGCCUUGCAUUGAUCAAAGUGCUUCACAAGAUAAAACAAAUAAAAACAGGGCACACUAAAUCAGAGCGAGUUAAAAUAACCAAUAAAAAAUAAAAUCUGUGAAGACAGAAUUACAUAUUUUAGAGAUAAACUUCAACAGAUGACUGUAUGACACAACUUUUACUGAUUUUUAAGUUUAUAAGGGUUUUAAGGUGCAUUUUAUGAAUGAAUCCAUGUUUCCUUACAGAGAUUUAAAGUAUCGUCUGCUUUUGAGAAAUAGUGGAAUUAAAGCUAUUUUUGAUAACUCUGAAAAAAUAAAUAAAUAGACAUAAUUUUGAAGUUGUUUUUCUUUAAUUACUCAUGUCUAAAUGUUGGUAAAACACAACAUUCA
Messenger RNA from Austrofundulus limnaeus, 1134 nucleotides. Its product is annotated as excitatory amino acid transporter 3. Gene Ontology annotation, cellular component: plasma membrane. The transcript is spliced from 5 exons. Gene Ontology annotation, molecular function: L-glutamate transmembrane transporter activity; neutral L-amino acid transmembrane transporter activity; glutamate:sodium symporter activity. Bases 1 to 399 code for a protein of 132 amino acids. The record is from RefSeq and is a predicted model, not a curated record. Gene Ontology annotation, biological process: L-glutamate transmembrane transport. Lineage: Eukaryota; Metazoa; Chordata; Actinopteri; Cyprinodontiformes; Rivulidae.